This is a messenger RNA of Bipolaris sorokiniana ND90Pr, 1977 nucleotides long. RefSeq lists its product as uncharacterized. The record is from RefSeq and is a predicted model, not a curated record. The transcript is spliced from 2 exons. Lineage: Eukaryota; Fungi; Ascomycota; Dothideomycetes; Pleosporales; Pleosporaceae. Gene Ontology annotation, molecular function: protein binding. The coding region runs from base 1 to 1977 and encodes 658 amino acids.
AUGGUGCUGUCCCAGGCCCCAAAUCCACAGAACGAUGCCAACGCGACUGAAAGAAAUACUACCGACCCGAUCAUCUCUCCCGCUGGAGCCGAGUCUCUAAUCCUGAACAUCUUGCAGAACCUAGGUCACUUUGACGAUCUUUUCGCUGCUGCAAUUGUCAACCAUGGCUUUUACCGAGUUUUCAAACGCCAUGAACUUGAUCUCAUCAAGUCGACUCUUCGAGCCAUGUCCCCUCCAGCAUGGGAAUUUCGGGAAAUCGCGUUCCCCGGCCAUGACAGUUUGCAUGCACACGAUCUCGAGAUGACGCGGCCCGAAGAGGAAUACUCUCCUACGUCGUAUCUGCAGCUCCAGAAACAAGACAUUCAAGUGAUCCGCGCCAUCAAGCUGGAGAUUUUGGAAAAGUGCCAGUCGUUUGUGCGACCAGAGAUAUCGGUUGCGCUCAUGAGCGCGAACCCAUCGGAAUCAGCUAGGGUAGACGAUGCGUUGUGGCGCAUAUGGACAUUUUGCACAAUCUUCGGCUCGGGCAAAGGUCGAGAAGAUGAUCUUGUUGCGCAAAUGGACUGGCUGAAUGGAGGAACAAUAGCCCAUCAGGAAACUUGUACUUUCAGCAUCUCGGGCACGGAUUUCAUGAAUGAUACGCUGGUCGGUGCUUCUGAGAGUUUUGGCAAGGGUAACGAAGGCGGGCUCAGUGCCGAGCAGCUCUUUGACAUUAUGGAAUUAUGGAACUGCUUAGCAGUGCUCUUACAAAGCUUCGAAGGCCGGACAGUUCAAGCGCGCCAGGCAGGCAUAUACGAUGACACGGAAAUCCGGGGCGGAGACAUUGAUGGUGAAGAGAUGAUGCUCGCCGCCGUCCUGAAACUAACUGGACCCUACCAUCCUUCCGACCCCAAAGGCUUUGCUAUUGCUGCUGAGAACGGCUGGGUCAACUGGAAGCCUCCAACUCUCGGAGAUACUCGUCGCAAGUUUCUCCGGGAAGCCGCUUCUCGCAUCUACGAAGACAAGAUAGCAAAUACCUACGCAAAAAUCUCUACCCGCGACGUCCAGCGCGAGCAAUCCAAGAUGCGCAUCCAAAAGCAUAUCAAGGAACUCCAUCAGCGCAAGAAAAGCGGCGAAACUGGCCCGAUGAUUUCCAUGUCGCAAGAACGACCCAUGUCGGACUGGGAUACAGUUCUCAGGAACCUGACUCGUCCUCCGAUUCCUAAACAAGGUUCAACAGGCGAUAUUAUCACUCAUGUGCCUGGUCUCAAAUCAUCAGUAGCAAUUCCCAACGGAGGCUACUCCAUAUCGGAGCUCCCGGCAACAAGAACCCCUUCACCAACUCAAAGGAUAGUCGCUCGACCGCUGCUACCGACCCCAGCUCCCUCAACGAUACCUGCCCUCGACCAACAUAGUGUAGUCUCAGGCCUACCACCCGGUGAAGAAAAUGUAGCGUCGCCUCAAUGGAGAACAGCAGCAAGGCCUCUUCUCCCGUCCCCAUCAAUAUCCACCUUCCAGAGCAACCGCGACCUGUACACCCUGGACGCCAUCUCCAGUAUCGGUUCACCAUCCCGUCGCAUGAUCGCCGAACCUCUCCUCCCAACUCCCUCGACCACGACAGCAUCCAACACACGCGACUGGCAAGCCGGCGGCACAGUCAUCUCGAUGCCCUCGAUCCUCGAAGACGCACCUUCCCACCAUCCUCUAUCCCCCGUGCAAGCCCGACCCAAUCAUCUUGUUUUCCAUCAACGCAAAGAGAGCCGCGACAGCGACCUCAGCUCAUCCGCCAGUCCCCGAAGCGCAAUCUUCCAGCAGCACGAGCGCCAACACUCCAUCUACUCGAGCCCCAGCCACGAAAACACUGCCGAGAAAGCGAUUUACCGCAUCGUAGAAAUGGGUUUUACGCCCGAGCAAGCAAGAGAUGCCCUGCGUGUGACGGAUCUCGGGUCUGGGCUCAGAGUUGACUGCGCGGUGGAGUUGUUGCUUAGCCGACAGGCAUGA